ACCAACACCAAUUCUAAGAGGCUACUUCGUUAUCAACUUAUCGGCGACAACUGAUUGUGACUGCAUGAAGUACUCGGCGCCUCCGCAGUCGGAAUAAGGGCCCUUUCGAAGAAGCCAAAAAACCCCCGCCGUGGAAAAGCAGAAAAAUGACCCCGCAACCCUGAUAUCAGAUGCAGUACCGUUCAUCUGAUAGUCAGGCCACACGGUACAGUCUCUCGUAUGCUAGGGCAUAUUGCACAGUUCAUAUUGGCCGUGCACGGUACUACCGUUCUUUGACUAAUCCAGGACACCACCUAGCGACCGCCGAGUCAAAAAGUCUGGGUCUAACAUCACCUUGGAGAUCUUAAAAACGUUCUGUCCCUCAUCUUUCCUUACUCUCUCGUUCCCCUCCCCUCUCAUUGAUUUUGCCUUUCUGUUGUCUAUUCACUCGCCAUGGCGCCCGCGACCCUCAUGAUCGAUCCCAGUGACGACUUCGUCAUGCCUGUCACAAAGUCUGUCCAAUCUACCUCGCCACCCAAGCGAACGCUUCUUCUGGCGCCUCCUUCUCUUGCUUCCAAUUCCGACGCGCUCACAUCUAUCCUCGCCGAUUAUGAUCGCUCCGUCACCGAUCUCCAGAUGCUUGACCGUCUCUCCCUGGGAUUGGUCACAUUACCUCCUUCCACCUACGACCUUGUCUUGGUCCUGUCCGAUGCCUCUUCUAUGUUAGGCGAAUCCCUUGCUUUGAUGAACCGAACUGUCCUUGGAUCUCUCGCCGAGUCCCUAAAGCCUAGCGGUCGUCUACAGUCUCAAGAUGGCAACAGCCUGGAGGAGUCCACUUUGUCAAAAGAAGCAGUUUUGGCCGGGUUGAUAUCAUCGCGGGGUGGUUUUGAGAAACCCGACUACGGUGAGAAUGACGGAGCCAUUACUCUGAAGUUUGGCAAGAAGAAAUCCCAGCCCGCUUCUCUCGCAGAUGGCUCUGUCCCUCUGAACCUGAAGAGGAAGCCCACUGAGGCGAAACCGAAACCAGCGGUCCCUGCCGGCGUCGGCUUCAUCGAUCUUGAAGACGACCUUGAGGACGACGAUCUAAUUGACGAGGAUACUCUCAUGACUGAAGCGGAUCUGGCGAGACCCAUCAAUAUCCCUGCGGAAUGUCUACCCAAGGCUGGCAAACGUCGUCGGGCCUGCAAGGACUGCACAUGUGGUUUGGCCGAACGUCUUGCUGCCGAAGACGCCGAUAAGCGCGCAACCGCCGACAAAAAACUUGAGAGCAUUAAACUGGCAACAGACGACCUGGCCGAGAUCGACUUCACCGUGCAAGGUAAGGUUGGCUCAUGCGGCAACUGUUCCCUUGGCGACGCUUUCCGUUGUGACGGAUGCCCUUAUAUUGGGCUUCCUCCCUUCAAGCCAGGUGAAGAAGUUCGCCUGCUCAAUAACGAUGUGCAACUCUAAAGUUUGGCUUAUACAAUCUUUCUUUCUUCAUGGGCAACGAUGGCGCAGCACUGCAGGCGUAAAUACAAGCUUUACUUGAUAGGCGGACUGUUUGCUUUGGAACAUGGAACACGAUACACAGGCUGCAAGCCACACAAGGAUCUCGGGGCAAGGUUUCACGGAGGGCUCAGAUCUACAUACGGAGUUUGUCGGCGUAGGAUUACCAACUUAGAUGAUGACAAAAUUGAUUUGAUUCGCGAGAUGAAUGAGGAAAACGCCAGACCUCCCAAUUGUGACAGAACCAACCACUUUAUGCAAAAGAACCAGGGCGCCAGCUAAAUAUACAACCAGAGAAAUCGUAUUCAGGGUGGAAACGAGGCCCGUUCAUGACCUCGGCUUGAAAUUAUUCGGCGUACUUGGUGACAAACUUCUCGCUACUGUCAUGAUUCGCUGGAAACCUAGCACUGUUGCUGGUUCCCGGUGUUGUUACAUGCAAAUCGUCCAGUUCGCUUUCAUCAAAAGCCGCCGACUCAAGAUCACCAGGCUGUGACUUGGCUCGGUGGCCGUUGGGUUGACUGGAAAGAUCGUGAUCAGCCAAAGCAGAAUAGGCAGCGCCCCUGCGACGUUCACGCCAUAUCCAGUAUCCCCAGACGAUGACACCAAUGAUGACGAUGACCAGAACAAUUUCGCCAGACUUGUAGUAUGCUGCCCACUUGGCCUCGUCCAACUGCUUUUGGUGUUCCUCGUCGGCGGUCUUAGUACUGUUCUUGGCGUCGCCAACGCUGGUCUUUGGCCCCUUCUCGCCAUCAAUGCGACUGUCAGCAGGGUCGCCGCCAACUCUGCUGAUAUCAACGCCCAUGAAGCGGUCCAGCAUAUCUCGGCUUCUUCGUGGAAGGUCGAAAGGGACCAUGUGGGAGGAGUUAUAGACAAGAACAUAUGUCAAGUUUCGGGCCUCUUGCCAGAAACCAGCUGUCUCGUCCUCAAAAGUCCAGUCACGCCGAGGAGCCCAGUUGCCGGGUGUUACUUCGAAACCCUUCCCACCGUUCCACUCCAUCUUGCUAAGCAUGUUUUCGGUUCCAAUGUGGUUGCAAAUGAGAUCCUCAGCUCCAGAGAAGAGCAUGAUAGGAACCUCCUUAAGGAGAGCGGGCAGGAGAUCAACCGAGGGUUUAGACUUCCUUGCGUUGAAGGCACCUCCAACAGCACCGUUACACUCAGUCCAACCGACAGAUUUUUUAAUGCCAUCGACGUGAAGGGCUUUCGUAACCUCGGGCUUUCUCAAGUAAGGAGUUAGGUGCACCAGAUCCGGAGGCCAGUUCAUGCCGCAGCUAGGGUAUGAAUCUUUCAGUCGCACAUCGUACAUGUUAACGCAUGCAUUAUCGCCGUCACCGUUCUUGGUUAGUCUGAGCAUGUUUGACAAGAUAGCUUCGCAUUCGCCGUAAUCAACAUGGCCGACAUCCGAGGCCAUCAUUCUUUGACAAUUGCGCAGAUCGCCUUGCAGUUGCUUGUGCUCGUCGGAAUCCUUCUUGAUCAGACCCUUCUGUAUGGCAAAUGUAAUAUAAGCGGGAUACUGUUCGAUUGGGUCGAUCCAGCCAUUGCCGAUCAAUAGUCCUUUCAGGUUCCAUGCGGUUGCAGGAUUCUUCAUGUUGCGAUCGAGAAUAGCCCUGGCGAUGUAUGGGAUAUGCUGUCCAGCGUAAGACUCGCCUGCGAUGUAUAUCUGCGUUGUUCUUAGCAAAUUGAAAUGCCCAAAAGGAAGAGGCUGCUCACAUCAUCGCGAUCGUACUGGGGAAACAGAGCGAACCACUUCUCAAGGAAUUUGACAAAUUGAUCCGCCAUUUCUUUGAGUUCGUGUAUAUAGUUAUUGGUGUCAACCGAGCUGAAGCCGGUGCCUACAGGGUUAUCGACGAACAGCAGGUUGGCGAAUUCGUUCCACGAGCCAUUGUUGUAGACCAAAUGGUCUUGAUCCUUGAGCCGAUAGGGGCCGAUUUCCAUCAUGGAGCCAUCUUCUGAACUGCAGCCUGGUCCACCAUUGAUCCAAAUAACGGUCCGUUGUCUAUCAGCGAUGUGUUGGUUCUCAAAAUGCCAAAAGAACAAGUUCCCAUGAGUAUCUGGGGUGACUUCGAUGUGACUAAAAGGGACGCGGAUGCGUCAGUAAGCCUGGAGCAAAGGGAGGAAGCAGUUUGUCUAACCCAGCGUGCAUCUUGACAUCGGGCCCAUCGGUGGGCAAACCCGGAAGGUCGCGAACAUAGUAGUCGGCAGCUGCAGCUUUUGUUGCGGUCGCAUCGUUUACAGCGAUGGCUAAAGUUGGUGCGAGGCAGAAGGAGACAAGGGCGGCCCAUCGUCUCGGGGACGGAAUCAUGGAUUUGAGGACCAUGAUGAAGUUGCGGACGAAGGACGCCGCGGGUGACGUUAAAGAACACAGAAAGGAAGGGCGAGUACUUAUAAGAGGACGGAAUGUUAAGAUCAAACAGACAAAGAAUUGAAGGUCCUCCUCGUCGUCGACGACAUGGAAAACAAUCAGAGUUGCUGUUGGAAUGAAGGUGCCUUGGUUGAUAAAGGGACAAUCCAGCCAGUACUUGGGACCUAAGUUACGUUAGUCCAGGAGAGAUGAGGUGGCCCCUCGGGACCCCGGGACGGUUUAUAGUGGGGACCAUGCUAGCUUCCGUACUGUCGCUCGUCGCAGCUGUGGCUUGGUGCUUUACUUCUGGUUGUAGUGGAUGAGGUAGGAAGGUAAUUCCUCCAGGCAAGGGGUGCAUUUGCCUCUAAUUUGGACUACCUACUCCUUUGAUGUCCGUAAGAACCACGCAUUUUCUUCUUCUUCUUCUUCUU
Molecule: messenger RNA, 4233 nt
Organism: Fusarium verticillioides 7600
Lineage: Eukaryota; Fungi; Ascomycota; Sordariomycetes; Hypocreales; Nectriaceae
Product: Fe-S cluster assembly protein DRE2
Exons: 3
Coding region: 433-1428 (331 amino acids)
Biological process (GO): iron-sulfur cluster assembly
Cellular component (GO): cytoplasm
Molecular function (GO): iron-sulfur cluster binding
Source: RefSeq, a predicted model, not a curated record